AAGAAAUCUUCCAAGGAUCAUGUACAAGAACCACAAACAAACCAAAAAAGAAAAAGUAGAAAAAAAAUCUAAACUUUGAUGUUAAAAGAGGUGAUAGGUUUGUUUGUAUAAUGGAAAUGAGCCACGUCUACAUGUGAAAUGAAUGAAUGAAUGAAUAUUCAUAGAGUUGAAUCGGUGGAUAAGAGAUUUUUUCUCUCCUUUGUCUCUAUCUAUCUCCCUCUCUCUUACUUCCCAAAUAUUAUUAUUAUUAUUAUUAUUAUUAUUAUUGCAAUUGGUUUCCAUUCAAUGAUUUAUACAAAUUCCAUUCCACCACUCUCUCACUCCUACUACUAGUCACUAGUUACUAGUUACUACAUCAAACUAAAGCUUGUGUUGUUUUUGGUUGAUUUAAUCAGUCAUCACUUUGAUCAGAUCAGACUGAUCCAAAACCCCAUUGAUUAUGGAGGCUCAAGCUGUUGCCAGACGCAGAAUCAGCACCAUCGCUUCUCACUUUCCACUUGAUGAUCACUCCUUGUCUCCCACUCAUGUCCUCCCCAUGAACUGUAGCAGCACUUUAAACUCUGUGAUUCGAAGGUACGAUAAUAAAAUGUACUUUGCCAGGCAAGGAUCUGCUUAUCUACCCAAUUUCAUGAGACAAGCUUCAAAUGAUGACGUGAUUGAGGAGACUGCAAACCCAAACACCACCACCAGUUUAAACUCUGCCACCAGAAGAUUUGACAGUAGGCUGUUUUUCGCACGCCAAGGAUCUGCUUAUCAAGCUAAUUUCAUGAGGCAGGGAUCCAAUGAUGAGGUACUUCCUCCUCCUCAAUCAGACACUUGUCCUAAAUCCUCUGAUGUUAGAACUGAGGGUCUUUACUAUGUUUCUCCAGAAAGACCCUCAUUUUCUAGGCCUUCAUUUCCAAAACAACCUGCUGAGCAAUAUCAUGAUGACCCUCCUAAGUUUGCUACACAAAGUGAAAUACUCAGUCAUCAAAGGGAGCAACACUCUUCCUGCUCUAAUGUAAUGGAAUGGUCGCCAAGGAUGGAUGUUGCAGAAUCUGGACAAAACUUUGUCAUCACCGUUGAGAUUCCAGGCGUUAGGGUCAAAGACAUUAGGGUGGAAGUUGAUGAUAAUAAGUUAUCUGUAGCGGGAAAACGCUCGACACAGCACUGGCAAAUGUCAGGCUGUUCAAAUGACUCUACUGCCUCUGCAUAUCUCAGAAGAGAGAUUGUUGAAGGCCCAUAUGAGGUUGUGUGGCCACUUCCAGCUAAUGUCAACAAAGACUCUGUCUCAGCUGAGUUUCUAGAUGGGUUUCUACGUGUGAUUAUUCCUAAACUUUGAGAAUCUGUUAGUGACUAAGGCUAUAUAAAUAAGACAAUGUUCAACUAUGAUGAAUAAAAGUGUUUAGAGCUGUAAUAUAUUGUAUCGAAGUACAUAAUGUUUAAAAGUGAUUUGAUAUGUUGCCUCAUAAUGUAUUUUGAGUACACUAGAGUUCCCUUAUAAUUACUUGUACUAAUAAAGUUAUAGGUUUGAUA
Molecule: messenger RNA, 1515 nt
Organism: Cannabis sativa
Lineage: Eukaryota; Viridiplantae; Streptophyta; Magnoliopsida; Rosales; Cannabaceae
Exons: 7
Coding region: 440-1321 (293 amino acids)
Biological process (GO): response to hydrogen peroxide; response to salt stress; protein folding
Source: RefSeq, a predicted model, not a curated record